Messenger RNA from Paramormyrops kingsleyae, 1282 nucleotides. Its product is annotated as phospholipase A and acyltransferase 3-like. Gene Ontology annotation, molecular function: A2-type glycerophospholipase activity; glycerophospholipid phospholipase A1 activity. The record is from RefSeq and is a predicted model, not a curated record. Gene Ontology annotation, biological process: N-acylphosphatidylethanolamine metabolic process. NCBI's taxonomy places the organism in Eukaryota, Metazoa, Chordata, Actinopteri, Osteoglossiformes, Mormyridae. Gene Ontology annotation, cellular component: cytoplasm.
CUGAAAGCAGCUGAUCGGUCCUGGUAGUUCGCGUUGCCGCUCGCGCUGCCUUGCUGCUCUUUGGGGAGGGAGACGGUCGCGGUCACGCUGGGAUACCAUCUCAUCUCCGAUCACCUCUAUCCGGUAAAAAUUGUGGGGGAGACGGCUUUCAAAGAGAAAAAUACCUUUUAUUGAAGACAAAAGACGGUAUCAGCAGGAAACCGCUGUUAUAGUUAUGGCCCCGACCUUGUAUGAUGAGAAGCCGAAACCUGGUGACCUAAUUGAGAUUUUUCGUGGGACGUACAGCCAUUGGGCCAUGUAUGUUGGAGAUGAUUACGUCGUCCACCUUGCCCCCCCAAGCGAGGAAGCUUGUGGUGGCGCCUACAGCAUGAUGUCUGUUUUGUAUGACAAGGCCAUUGUGAAGAUGGACAAUCUGUUGGAUGUGGUGGGGACCAGUAAGUUCAGCAUCAAAAACCUUCUGGAUGAUAAAUAUGAGCCCAGGAGUGUCGGCGAAAUACUGAAGGAUGCUCGGAGUCUGGUGGGUCAGGAGCUGCCAUACUGUGUCUUCCGAGGCAACUGUGAGCAUUUUGUGACAGAGCUGAGGUACGGCAAGCCAGAGUCCCGACAGGUGCGUAAUGCCGUGCAGACGGCUGUAGGAGUGGGAGCUGCUGCGAUCGGUGUGGGUCUGCUGGCUGCAGCUGCUGUCGCUAUAUUUGGUAGCGGGAGGAAAGAGCGGAGGAACAGCCAGUGAGAUGAAGCCCGACAGUGAAGGUGGAGGGUCAGCUUAAGCACAGACCUGCACAAACAAAGUGUGCCCCCACCCAGCCUGAAUGACAUCCUGCUUCCUUACUGCUAACUGCUGAAGUAUUUACUGGGAAAUCUGUAAAUGUGGGUCACUCUCACAACCUUCUCAACUUAAAUUGAUUUUAAUGCACAAUGGUAAACUGAUAACUGCCAGCAAAUGGAUGCUGAUGUUUUGCCAAGCAGAUAAGCUGACAUGAGACUAGUGGACUGAGCUUUAUUUGAUACCAUGCAGCACUUGAAUAAUUUGUACAUUUACAUUCUAGUCAUUAGCUUUGUGCCAAAGAUUUUUAAAAGUUAUACUCUGCAAUAAAGGGUAAUUUACAUGAUGUAAUACUUUUUAAAAAACUGAAUAUUUAUUAAAGUAACUUUUGGAACUAAUCUGUUAAUUUCUUAUGGAGAAAUUGAAACUUUGAUCAUUCACUUUAUAUGACCUGAAUGUUUUCUCUUGGUGUUUUAUUAUUUUCAAUAAAAAAUAAAGUAACUGCAAUAACUGAUUCAA